AUACAUCAAUAUACUUAAAGUAUUUUUUGUUUAGUCAAGUCGUGUUAAUUCCAAAAUGUCUCUUUUAACUCAAGUUACGUUGUUGUGUUUGUGUCUGUCUCUGUACAAUGCAGCGGACUUGCAGUUAGGGUCAAAUGCUAAUGCCCAGUUGGGGUACCAGGAGAUUGUCAAACUGGGUUCUGUGCCUUUGUCCACGAGGACCAAGAAUGUGUUCUACAACUCUAACAACACUAAGACUAUUAAGAGCAUAUCAGCAGUGGACAUUGACAAGUCGAAGGCUGUAGCAACCAUCACAGCUGGUGGUAUCGGCUCCUCCUUUGUCAACGUGCGGCUGAAGAGUGAGAAGGGGAAGGGACUCAACUACCUGGUCCAGAUAUUUGUGUGAUUGCAAACAUAUUGAUGUUGUACUAUCUUAUCAUUGACUUUGAAAUGUAUACGUGAGAAAUAUACUAUAAAAAACAUACUUAAUUUGAUACUUA
Molecule: messenger RNA, 479 nt
Organism: Spodoptera frugiperda (fall armyworm)
Lineage: Eukaryota; Metazoa; Arthropoda; Insecta; Lepidoptera; Noctuidae
Product: probable salivary secreted peptide
Exons: 2
Coding region: 56-385 (109 amino acids)
Source: RefSeq, a predicted model, not a curated record